CUCACUGACAGCCAGGAACUCGGCAGCUGGACGGUGCAGGACAAGUGUCCCCUUUCAGAUUAACUCUCAGAGUAACGUUUAGUUAAAGUGGAAGCUCCUCAGCUGUUUCCUCCAUGACGGUCAUCUUUCUGAAAUCGUUUGGAAAUGUCCCCGACGUUGUCACUUCGUGAUGCGGAGACCUUCCCAGAGACAGAGGACGCUCCUGUAGCGACGUUUAGCUAGCAGAGACGACAUUCAAGCUGCUUUGGGACGAUUUUUUUUAUAAGUAAUCUUAAACUUUCGACCGGAUUCAGAGGGGGAAAUAAUGCGAGAGACGUUCCUGAGGUAUGUCCGUCGGUUUCCGUGGGUCACUAACGUGGGUCUGUACGGCUGCCUGUUCGCCGGCGGGGACUUCGUCCACCAGCGGUUCUCCGGGAAGGACACGGUGGACUGGAGACAGACGCGCAACGUGGCCGUGGUCGCCUUCAGUUUCCAUGGCAACUUCAAUUUCUUCUGGAUGCGCUUCCUGGAGCGGAGGUUUCCCGGGAACUCGGUCGGGAUGGUGGUGAGGAAGCUGAUCCUGGAUCAGACCACCGCGGCGCCGCUGGCCACCAGCGUCUUCUACACAGGCGUCAGCUUCUUGGAGGGUAAAGAGGACAUCUUCGAAGACUGGAGGGAGAAGUUUCUCAACACGUACAGGACUGGACUCAUGUUCUGGCCCUUUAUGCAGUUCCUGAACUUCGCCUUGGUGCCUCUGUACCUGCGGACCACCUUCACCGGCUGCUGCGCCUUCGUCUGGGCCACCUUCCUCUGCUUCUCCCGACAGACCGGCGACGGCACGGCGGCCGCUGCCAUGGCCUGGCUCUUCCCCCCGAAAGAGGACGAAGCACCGGUCAAGACGGAGAGCGCGGACUCCAAGGACAAGACGACAGAGGGAAGGGAAACGCCUGAACGCUCAAAGUAACACAGUCAGGGUUUGUCAUGGAGCAAGGCAAGCCUCCCUGGCAGCGGCUGCUCGUGGUCCGACCCGGGUGCUGAAGGUGCUCUACCACUGCCAGGGCCGCAGGUACGAGGCAGAGCGCUUCACGAUAACGUCAGUCACACUAAUGCUGCACCUUGUGUGGAAUGUAUAUGCAGUUUUUUUUUUUUUUUAAUAAUAUUUAAACUACAGAGCAGCUCAGCGGAAACAUCCGAACUUUCCAUACUACAGUGAAACCUGCCACCUCUCCUCUCUUCUUCUGAUUAUUUAUAUGAGGAUUUUAGUCAUUUGAAUCCUCUGAUCCUACAUUAAAACACCUGGAGCUGUUAAUACUGAAUAACCAAGGAGGACGUCUGUGGGCUUAUGCGGCACAGAGGUGAUGAGAGAAGACAUAUAGAGAGAUUAAACAUUUUAAUUGUAGGAAAAACACUAAUUUCCACUGUGUGGAGUGGCAGCUAAAGCGUUUGCUAAGGCUUUUAAUAUUUGCUGAAUAGAAAAAAAGAAGAAUAUUUGAAUAUGUUGAUGAUCUCUGACCGUGUGCCUGACCUGAGGACUGCUUCACCUCCAGCUCCCGCUCCGUCUGUUAAGUGCCAAAUAAAGAGAAACGCAGGUACCAAGAAACUGUUGGAUUAAAAAUGACCUUGAUAUCAUUCAUGUGCAGGUUGGUUGACAAAGGGCAAACAGUACAAGUUCACUCUGUUCCUACAUCUUUGAUUUGCAGCGUCUAAAUACUACUGAAAACUACUUUCCUCAAUGAAUAAUUGACUGUUUGUGUCAAACAUCCAUAUAUUUGAAUGUUUACUGUGCUCCCUGCAUGGGUUUGUACUUUAUGUUAAUCUUAUACUGGAGAUUGUCUGCCCCUCCUGGAAUUCUGGAGCCGUUUGGUCACUGUUUACCCUCUCCUACUGAACCCUGCGUCCACGUUUGACAGCAGAUGAAAGGUCAGAGGGAGUGGAGGCCGAGCCCAGCUGACUCCUCACACACUCACGACACGGAGACGCAGUGACGCUCACACACACUCCACGAAGACUCACCCCGACACCCGCAUGUCUCUGCUUGUAGAUGGGUUUCCUAAACCGUUGGAGCCAACGCAGGGGUGUCAAACAUAAGGCUCGUGAGCCAAAUUUAAAAGAAAGCAUACAUUUUUUUCAACACAUUUCUUAAGAGUAGUGAACACAACACAGAUAUCAGUGCUGCUGCCGUGAAAGACAGGAAAUAAGCUUGCAUAAUGAAACAACAUGCAUAGUGAAAUGGCUAUCGAAGGGUUUUUUUUUUUAAAGACAUUUCACUUUAUUUUGCACCAGAAAGUUUCAGUAUAAUUAGCUUCAUGUUCAAAAUCUUCUGCUUUUCAGUUGUAAUUGUUUGGUUUUGUGAAAAUACAUUGUUCUGAAAUGUGUUUGACACUCCUGCUCUAUUGACUCCAUCAAAUCCUGUUCUUGUUGCAUAAGAAUCAUGACGUGCACAGUAAAUGAUACACAUCCAGACAAUUCACUGUUCGCUUUACAUCCCUGAUUUUCACACGGAUGUGCAACUCUGUCGGGUUGGGAUGUGAGUGUGUGUGACUUCCUGCCUCUCUGUGCUCUACCUCUGUGAUGGUGGCAUGAGGCUUCAGCCGGCUCGCCUCCAGCACCCUGCAACAAUAAGCAGAUUGACAGUUUAGAAGAUUUUCACAUUAUGAAUAAUUUCCCUUCUCUCAUAAUAUUGCAGCGAUGGUAUACUACUGAGAAUUCCUUCAAGCAUUUCAGCUAAUAAUUACUAAAUUUGUCUCGGAAACCCUAUUUACUUGAAUGUCACGUGUCACCUGCAUGGUUUUGUGCGUUAUGUUAAUGUUAAAUUGUGGAUUCUUCCUGAAGCAGUGCUCGGUAACUGACAGUUCACCUCCUUUGUUUGCCAAUGUCUGUUUCCCUCUGUGGUCAGUUUAAUAAUAAGUAGACUGUUGCUCAGCACAGGAAUGUUUUCAUUGGAACAAACUUCCUGUUUCAUAAAUCUUUCAUUUUCAUUUCAGUGUGCUGGCAGUAUUCACAGUAUCACAAGAUCUGAGUCUCGCUCGGAUUUUCUGUUGUGGUGAACUGUGAGACGUCGUCGGUACGUUUGCAUAUUGGUGCUUCACAGACACACACACACACCUGAUUGAAUACUGUGAAUAUCAUGUACGCAGCAGCUGUGUGUCGCUUUUAUCACGUCUUUUGGAUCAAAGAUCAUUUUAGUGUCGAGUGCUCAUAUCUAAUUUAUAAUUCCCUUGAACGUGUUUGAUAUUUCCUGAUCUGUAAGCCAAGUCAGUGAAGUUGUUCUUAACACAAACCCACUGAAAUGCUGGUGUUAUACUGAAACAUAUCUGACCCAGUUAUUUUUGGAUGUUUUUUUUUUUUUCAUCCAGAAAGAUCAAAUAUCCCUUUUCG
Molecule: messenger RNA, 3357 nt
Organism: Salarias fasciatus (jewelled blenny)
Lineage: Eukaryota; Metazoa; Chordata; Actinopteri; Blenniiformes; Blenniidae
Product: mpv17-like protein
Exons: 4
Coding region: 305-943 (212 amino acids)
Biological process (GO): mitochondrial ribosome assembly
Cellular component (GO): mitochondrion; cytoplasm; membrane
Source: RefSeq, a predicted model, not a curated record